Plectropomus leopardus (leopard coralgrouper) is the source of this 2500-nucleotide messenger RNA. It is a transcript of the gene pxylp1, whose product is annotated as 2-phosphoxylose phosphatase 1. Gene Ontology annotation, biological process: chondroitin sulfate proteoglycan biosynthetic process; glycosaminoglycan biosynthetic process; dephosphorylation. Gene Ontology annotation, molecular function: phosphatase activity. Gene Ontology annotation, cellular component: Golgi apparatus. Lineage: Eukaryota; Metazoa; Chordata; Actinopteri; Perciformes; Serranidae. The record is from RefSeq and is a predicted model, not a curated record.
CGGCAGUCGGUCGUAACGGAGAAACCGGAGCGCUGGAUUCAAGUGUAUAACCCGGCUGUCUGGCUGUGAGACGCUCGGCUCCUGCAGACUGCAGGGAUGGGCCGCGGUCUGGAUGGCUGACGAACAAGGACGAGGACAAAUCAUAUGAUAAGAUGCUGGCUCGUAACCGCUUCCUCCUCCUGGUGGCGGUGGGCGGGGCUGUGCUGGCCAUCAUCAGUCUGAGCCUCCAGUUCUUGAACCUGAUCCCCACUACUCCCAUUAUGGAGGAGCGACCCUUCCAGGCUGCAGAUGGAGGUGUUGGUGCUCAGGGGAAGAGCAGAAAGAGAGUUUUCCCGGCGCCUCACACCCAGGAGCCCAACCCCAUAUCUGAAGCUUACAGCUACUGUAACACCCCCAACCGCACUGAACAUUCCUGGGAAGGUCACAGUCCUGCUGACUACAAGCUGCUGUCUGUCCAGGUGAUGAUUCGUCAUGGAGACCGCUACCCACUUUACUACAUCCCUAAGACCAAACGGCCCGCCAUCGACUGCACCUUGUCCUCCAGCAGGAAGCCCUCACACCCCCUGCUGAACUCAUUCAUCCGUCACAUGGGCCUGGGAGGAAGCAGCCACUGGGAGUCACCACUGGGCUCCAUUCCACGUCUGCCCAACCACAGUGCCUGUGAGAUGGGAGAACUCACGCAGACGGGUGUGGUGCAGCACCUACGAAACGGGCAGCUUCUCCACCAAGCUUACAUGCGCCGCAGUUUCCUCCCUUCUGACUGGUCGCCUCGCCAGGUGUGGCUUGAGACCACAGGUAAGAGCCGCACCCUCCAGAGCGGACUGGCCUUCCUCUAUGGCUUCCUCCCAGACUUUGAUUGGACAAAACUAACCGUGCGGCACCAGUGGAGCACGCUGUUCUGCGGUUCGGCGUGUGACUGCCCUGCAAGGAACAGAUACCUGGAGGAAGAGCAGAGGAGGCAGUAUCGGCUCAGGGUGAGCGAUACUGAACUGGAGAGGACUUACGCCGAUAUGGCACGGACUUUGGGUCUUCCCACCCGCCAGCUCCGAGCUGCAAACCCUAUAGACUCCCUGCUGUGCCACCUGUGCCACGGCAUCUCUUUCCCAUGCGUUCCCUUGGGAGAUGGCACCACUGGAUGUCUGACAAUGGCACAAUUUGCUGUGAUUCGCCGACAGCAGCUAGAUGACGAGGUGGAUCGGAGGAGAGUGGGGCUGUAUCAUAAAUACGCCAUCCUCGCCAUGCACCCCUACCUCAACCGAACUGCUGCCAAGAUGGAGCGUGUCGCCAAGGACAGUGAGGCUGGCAGACAGCCUCGUGCAGGCGGCGAGGAGGUCUUCACCCUCUCUUCAGCCCACGAUGUGACCGUGGCCCCAUUGUUGAGCGCCCUCGGACUGGAGGAGGCACGCUUUCCACGUUUCGCAGCGAGAGUAGUCUUUGAACUGUGGAAGAGUCCCCCAGCCACGCAAGGACAAACAAAGAAGAAAGCUGGCAAAGGUGACAAAUCAAAGGGGAAAGAUGGGGAACUGUUCAUCAGGGUGCUGUACAACGGCGAAGAUGUGACAUUUCACACUACCUUCUGUCGCUCCCACGACCGUCAUGCCAACCAGCCCCUCUGUCCUCUGAAGAACUUCCUGUCUUUUGUUAGAAAAGACAUGUUCAGUGUUCUCAACGCUUCUUCCUACCAGGAGGCCUGCUCUAAGCGCGCUGGUUGACAGAUGGAGAGGAGGGUGACUGAGUAAAGAUGCAGGGUUGGCAGAUGGUUGUACUUGUUUUUUAGUCGUUCUCCACUUUUGAAGAUGGUGCACUUUUAUGCUGCUCAUAGUCUCCUAAAAUUCCUCAUUUUUCAAAUAUUACAUUCCUGAGCACGUGAGCAGCAAACACACACAGUACUGUACAUCAUGUCGUCAUUAGAUCUGUUUCUAACCUUUACAAACUUUGUUUAUUUGAAUACUGUAUGUUUUCUGAGGCAUAUGUAUAAGAGAUGGGUAAUUCGAGGGAAGUUGUUUGGCACUUCGCCACUUUAUUCCGACAUUCCAUAAUACCAUGGAAUUGUAAGAUUCCAGUAUUCCCAAACACUUGCAAGAAAAAGGGAACAUUGAAGCUGGAAAUGCUGUACUGGAUGAAUAAUUCCUGGAAAAUACUUUGUGUAUAAUAAAUCUUUUCCAUGAAAAUUACACUUUGGGCUAGUUUUGGCCACAUUACUCAAUGACACAUAUGGCAUUUCUUUUAAUGUUUGGGUUGUAUGGGUUUUAGUGUUUAUUCAUUGCAGUAGAUUAUCUGCUUAAUAAUGAGAGUUGUUUCUAUUUUGACACAGUAAUGUGUUUCUUUUCAUUGUUUCAGUAAAAUUGACCAUGGUACUUUGUAAUUAAAUUAAUUUUCUUUCCUUACAUUGAUUUACAACUAUAGGUUAUCUGUAUUUAUGAUGAUUGUUACAAUAACUGAUCACUCUUUGUUUUUGCUUGUAGGACACUGAAUGAAAUAAAGAUUCAUUUCGAGCAGA